UGUUAGACAGAACCCUUGAAGAAUGAGCUGCAUCAUCAUCAAGCCUCAUUUCUUCCAAAUUUUCCUCUUCUUCGGCUCUUUAGCCCUGUUUGUUACAAACUUUGCCGUAGCUUUUGACGUCCUAACUUCAACAGAGCCCCUUACCAAAGACCAAACGUUAGUUUCAUCCGGUGAAAAUUUUGAAUUAGGCUUCUUCAGACCUGGAGAUUCAAACAAAUGGUAUGUUGGAAUAUGGUACAAGAAGAUACUAACAGGCAAGACCAUUGUUUGGGUAGCAAACAGAGACAAUCCUCUGACAAACUCAUCUGGGCUGUUGAAGAUUGGUGAUGAUGGCAACAUCCAAAUUCUUGAUCAAGCUGCAAAUACAAUAUGGUCCUCAAAUCUAUCCAGGGUAGGCAACACUGUAGCACAGCUGCUAGACUCUGGAAAUUUCAUACUACGUUACACAGACGACGCUGAUCCUGAAAAUUAUCUCUGGCAAAGCUUUGAUCACCCCACUGAUACAUUGUUACCUGGGAUGAAGCUCGGGUGGGACGCGAAAACUGGCCUAAACAAAUACUUGACAUCAUGGAAAAAUGCCGAUAAUCCAUCUUCAGGUGACUACAGUUUUGUGCUUGAUAUUCAUGGGUUCCCCGAAUGUUUCUUGAUGAAUAAAGGCAACAAAUCGUACCGCAGCGGACCCUGGAAUGGCCUCAGAUUUAGCGGUGUCCCAGAAAUGAAGGCCAGUAGUCCUGUCAUGACCUUUUUAUUUGUGAACACUAAAGACGAGGUAUAUUACUCAUUCGAGUUGCAUAAUGCAUCAUUGUAUUCAAGAUUGGUUGUGUCUUAUAGUGGAAGUCUUCAGAGAUUUACUUGGAUAGACGAUAGCAAAAUAUGGAACCUUUUUUGGUACGCCAGAAAAGAUCAGUGCGACGCCUACAAAGAAUGUGGAAAUUAUGGUGUAUGUGACACAAAUGCUUCGCCAGUUUGCAAUUGUAUGCAGGGAUUUGAGCCCAGAAAUCCACAGGCUUGGAAUCUGAGAGAUGGAUCCGAUGGAUGUGUCAGGAAGCAUAAAUUGGAUUGUGGGAAUGACGGGUUUUUGUCACUGCAUAACAUGAAAUUGCCGGAGAGUUCUAGCACGCUUGUGGUCUCCGGCAUGAGUUUAGCCGACUGUGAAACGAUGUGCCGGAAAAAUUGUUCUUGUACGGCUUACGCUAAUUCGAAUCUUACAGCUGGUGGUUCUGGAUGUGCUAUUUGGGCCACGGACCUUCUUGAUAUGAGGCUGUAUGCGGCGGAUGAAGGUGGCCAAGAUCUGUAUGUUCGGGUGGCAGCUUCAGAUUUAGAUCAGGCUGGUAAUGUUGGCUCUGGAAAUGACUCUGACAAGAAAACUAGGAUCAUCAUUGUGACAGCCAUAGCAGCUGGUAUUCUUCUUAUGCUCUCAGUAAUAGGUAUAAUUUUUGUUUGGAAGAGGAAAUCGCAACAUGUCCAAAAGAGCAUUAUAGAUCAUAGAGGUUCACGCGAAAGAAGUCAAGAUCUUCUGUUGAAAGCAGCAGUUAUUCCCAGUAAAAGGGAUCAUUCUGGUGAAAGCACCACUGAGGAACUUGAGCUUCCAUUAUUUGAUUUUAGCACCAUAACAUUGGCUACAGACAACUUCUCUGAAAAGAAUAAGCUAGGACAAGGUGGAUUUGGCUGUGUUUAUAAGGGUAUGUUUGUUGAAGAUCAAGAAGUAGCAGUGAAAAGGCUCUCCAAGAACUCGGGGCAAGGAAUAGAAGAAUUCAAAAACGAAGUUAGAUUGAUCGCUAGACUUCAGCACAGAAAUUUAGUUCGCCUUUUAGGUUGUUGCAUCAACAUGGAAGAGAAGAUUCUCAUUUACGAAUAUAUGGAAAAUAAGAGCCUGGAUUCAAUCUUGUUUAAUAUAGAGAGAAGCUCGUUGCUCCAUUGGCAAAGGCGUUUCAACAUCAUUUGUGGGAUUGCUCGGGGGCUUCUUUACCUACACCAAGACUCACGGUUCAGAAUUAUUCAUAGAGACCUCAAAGCAAGCAAUAUUCUCCUUGACAAAGAAAUGAACCCCAAAAUUUCAGAUUUUGGCAUGGCAAGAAUUUUUGGAGGAGAUGAGACAGAAGCAAACACAAGAAGAGUAGUUGGAACAUACGGUUACAUGUCCCCAGAAUAUGCAAUGGAUGGCGUCUUCUCUAUUAAAUCUGACGUUUUCAGUUUUGGAGUUCUAGUCUUGGAGAUAGUGAGUGGUAAGAAGAACAGAGGAUUCUACCAUAUGAACAACCAACUCAAUCUUCUUGCACAUGCUUGGAAGCUGUGGAGGGAAGGCAGAGGAUUAGAACUAAUGGAUUCAGCAGCAGGUGAACUGUAUUCCACUGUUGACGUAAUGAGAUGCAUACAGGUGGGUCUACUUUGCGUGCAGGAGCAUGCAGAAGAUAGACCGAACAUGGGAACUGUGGUUCUGAUGUUAAGCAGUGAAAGUGCAUCACUGCCCCAGCCUAAACACCCCGGAUUUUGCCUUGGAAGAAGGCCCCAUGAUACAACUUCAUCUUCAAGUAGACAAGAUGAAUCUUGCACUGUAAACCAACUUACGGUAACUAUCCUUGAUGGCCGGUAGUUGAGGAAUGCCCUCCAGCAAAAGCAGAAUUGUAUAGGUCAUUGAAUUCGACAAGAAUUUUCUGUUUA
Messenger RNA from Coffea eugenioides, 2661 nucleotides. Its product is annotated as receptor-like serine/threonine-protein kinase SD1-8. Gene Ontology annotation, biological process: protein phosphorylation; recognition of pollen. Lineage: Eukaryota; Viridiplantae; Streptophyta; Magnoliopsida; Gentianales; Rubiaceae. The transcript has 7 exons. The coding region runs from base 23 to 2593 and encodes 856 amino acids. The record is from RefSeq and is a predicted model, not a curated record. Gene Ontology annotation, molecular function: ATP binding; protein serine/threonine kinase activity.